AUGGCUGGACUCCUACUGAAGCCGGUCCAUGAAUGGCCCAUCUCGUUUCCCCACAUGCUCCUCAUCCUCUCGGCAAUGACCAUCUAUAUCUAUCUCCAACCUCUCAAGCACCUCCUCCAUUCCAUCAUUCCCAUCUCUGGCCCCAUCCUAGGCUACUCGCUUGCCUUCCUCAGUUCUCUUUGCCUGUCCUUCGGUCUCCAGCCAGCCCUCAAAACGCCCCUCCGCUUCAUUUACAAUUGCUUCAUCAAACCUUUCCUUCGGAGGUCGACUGGACAUCAGCAGAAAGAUCAUCUGGAAGCGUUCUACGCUGACCAGGCAGACCUGUAUGAUGCUACCAGGUCUCAUCUCUUGAAGGGACGAGAAACUAUGCUCCAGCUUUUGGCUGCCCAUCUGAAAGCUCAACCAUCUGUGCGAAUGCCUCAUAAUGCUUUUCACAAACCAAGAAUCUGGGUCGAUCUCGGAGGUGGGACAGGGUGGAACAUUGAAAAGAUGGACGAGUAUCUGCCCCUCACGUAUUUCGAUGCCAUCUACAUUGUUGAUCUCUGCGAUCCUCUCCUCAAAGUCGCCGCAGCCAGAAUCAAAGCCAGAGGGUGGAAGAACGUACACGUCUUGUGUCAGGACGCGAGCAAGUUUGUCUUGCCAGAGUGGGAGAAGGGGCUUCUUGAUCCAAGGGGAAGCUUGACUGCUAUCACCAUGAGCUACUCGCUCUCCAUGAUCCCACCAUUCUACCAAGUCUUGGAUCGCUGUGACCAGGUCCUCGAUUCCCAGCGAGGCCUUAUGGGUGUGGUAGACUUUUACACGUCGCGAGAAACUAGCCAGAAAGAAAGAGCCAUCGGCACUGCAAGCAAGCGAGUUUCUUGGUUCGCCAAGUGGUUCUGGGAAUGCUGGUUCGCUUUCGAUAACGUCCAUCUUCACGGCUCUCGCAGAGAUUAUCUCGAGUACAAGAUGGGAACUAUCAAAACAUACAAUGGACGCAACAACUUUCUCAAUACGUGGUUCAUCCAGAUUCCCUACUACGUUUUUCUUGGAUGUUCCCGUCAGCGCGACGCUUCGACUACUGCCAAAUCAUUCGCCAUCGAAGCUGGCAAUCAUCUAGGACACAGCAAUCACGGACUUCUCACACCUACAUCACCCUUCGCAAUCGUUCCCAGCCCCAGCCCGAAGAUGUUAUCCGGCUCGCCCAUGUUGGAAAUGCCAGAGCUCAAGUUGGGACCAAGCGCGGCAGCCGGGAAAGAGGAAAGCAUCGUGGAUGUUGGAGCCCCGCUGAGUCCUUUCCACUACCAUCUGAGAAAGUCUUGGAGGGUCCCGUAUCUGGAAGAGAAGAUCCAUGAACAGUUCAGGACCCACAUCUACGGCUGGGUAUGGGAAGAUCCCGCAGUGGAUGUCAAGAAGCUGGGUAUCAACAGAGAUGAUCAUAUCCUGGCAAUCACUUCGGCCGGUGACAAUGUGCUCCACUAUGCUCUGGCAGCUCAGCCCGCAAGGAUCCACGCAGUUGACAUGAACCCUUGUCAAGGUCACAUACUCGAACUCAAACUCGCCGCCAUCCAGUCCCUUGAGUACAAUGAUUUCUGGCUCAUCUUUGGAGAGGGCCGUCAUCCCAAGUUUGACAAAUUAUUGACUACCAAGAUGUCGCCUUUCCUCUCCUCCCAUGCCUAUGCUUACUGGAAGACCCACGCCUCACAAUUCUCCCGCAACUUUUACUUCCGAGGCUACAGCGGAUGGGCGCUCCGUAUCGCCCAGAUCGCCUUCCUUCUCGCGGGUGUGAGAGGCGACGUAAAAAAGCUCUGUCAGGCUGCUAGCGUCAAAGAGCAGCAGCAGAUCUGGGACAAGAAAUUGCGACCGGUUUUCUUGAAUAGGUUUAUGCUUAAAGUCAUAUUGGGAAAUCCCUUGUUCAACUGGCAUGCGCUGGGGGUCCCCCAAAACCAAAUGAAUUGUUUCCUUCAGGACGGCACCGUCGAAGACUUUGUCAAGGCUACAUUCGACCCUAUUCCCAGCCUGACCACUCUCAAAGACGACAAUUACUUCUUCUUCCUGUGCCUCAACGGGAGAUAUACCCGAGCAUCUUGUCCUUCGUAUCUCAAACCUGAGGGAUUCCACGCUCUGAAGGCCGGUAGGCGUACCGAUGCCCUCAAGCUGCAUACAGAUACCAUUCUCAACGUUCUACGUGGUCUACCCGACGGAUCGCUGACGAAAAUUAUUUUUAUGGACUCUGGGGAUUGGUUCACCCCUAUCCCCGCGUCUACCCCGCUUCCUUCCGAAUCGUCCAUUGCUCCAGACACCCUCGGCGACUCGCCCGAAAAGUCGCUCGAACACCUGCAAUCAGAGCUGGACUACGAAAUCUUGGAGAUGAAAAGGGUACUAAAAGUUGGAGGAAUGGCGGUAUGGAGAAGUGCAGCGAAGAGGCCUUGGUACAGGCAGAGGUUCGAAUUGGCCGGGUUCAAAUGUGAGGCUAUCGACGUUCGAGAGGACGGGAAGGCCAUUGAUAGGGUGAACUUUUAUGCCUCCCGUGAGUUCUCUGAUGAAGAGUUGACGAUGGACUCACAUCGUUCUAGUAUGGAAGGCUACGAAGCUUGCCCAAUGACAACCGAUAGCAGCGUAUAG
This is a messenger RNA of Cryptococcus amylolentus CBS 6039, 2601 nucleotides long. RefSeq lists its product as hypothetical. Bases 1 to 2601 code for a protein of 866 amino acids. NCBI's taxonomy places the organism in Eukaryota, Fungi, Basidiomycota, Tremellomycetes, Tremellales, Cryptococcaceae. The record is from RefSeq and is a predicted model, not a curated record. The transcript has 12 exons.